This is a messenger RNA of Kluyveromyces marxianus DMKU3-1042, 1086 nucleotides long. Its product is annotated as ribonuclease H family protein. NCBI's taxonomy places the organism in Eukaryota, Fungi, Ascomycota, Saccharomycetes, Saccharomycetales, Saccharomycetaceae. Gene Ontology annotation, cellular component: nucleus. The record is from RefSeq and is a predicted model, not a curated record. Gene Ontology annotation, molecular function: nucleic acid binding. Bases 1 to 1086 code for a protein of 361 amino acids. The transcript has a single exon.
AUGACAGAUACAGGUGACAGGACGGAUGGGACCCUUUACAAGGACAAGGGUAAGAAGUUGGGAGCCCAUUUCGGGAGUCAUUUUAGUGGAAUAGACCACAAUGUGUAUAUGCCAGAUAAACUUGCGGAGAAACUUGUGGAUCAUUAUUUGACGGAUGUGGGACGAGGGUUUAAGGAUGUACUGGUAUCGCAAAAACAGGCAAAGGAAGACCAGAUUGCAUUGCAGACGCUUUCCCUUGACAGUGAUGAGAGUUCGUCAUCCGAUGAGAGCGAGGCUACUAGCAGUAGCAUACCCAUAGAGCCGGAAAUUAGGUGUUAUCCGGGCAGACCCGAGUGGAAAAUAUGCGAGAACAUGAUCAGAAAUAUCAAUCUAAGGAAGGUUAUAUUGUUUUGUGUGGACCUGGAGGCAUACGAACGAAACACUAAGAUUGUCACUGAAAUUGGAGUGACAAUAUACGACCCAAGAGAGAAUCUGGCACAUUCUGUGCUCCCAUUGAUGCGUUCAUACCACUACUGCAUAGAAGAAGCGUGGGACUUGCGUAAUGGACGAUUUGUAGAUGAUGCAAAGGAGAAUUUCAUCUUUGGCGAUUCUAUAUUAAUGCCGUUGGAUGAUGUAGUGAACGAGGUUCAAUUCCUUGUGGACAAGUACUUGAUACCUCACAACAAGGAGGAACACACGUGGAAAAGAGCGUUGGUAGGGCAUGGCGUUGAAGGAGAUAUUUACUGGUUGGAGUCUUUGAAUAUUAAUUUGCCCAAAAAUGUCCAACGCUUCGAUACCCUCGAAUUUUGCGAUAGUAUGUAUUCAAAUCAUCCUUCUCUCAAACGUCUCUUAAACCUUUGUCACAUCCCAACAGCGUAUCUACAUAACGCCGGAAACGAUUCAUACUACACAUUACAACUAUUAUUAUCGAUGUGUGAUAUUGGAACAAGGAUAAAACUACGCCUAGAUGACUGGCGUUAUGUAAGAGCCAAACUGGAUGAGCUAUAUGAACAGGAACAGGCCGAGAAGCAAUUGAAACGUGCCAGUCGAAAUAAACAAUCCGAGAAAAACCGGGCGAAUCGGAUACGCUCCAGUGCUAGGAAUUAA